AAAUAAUGGAGAUAAAUAUGUAAUAUAAUACUAAUUAUUUAAAAUACAACAUGUCAAAUUCAGUAACAAAUCAAUCCGAAAAGGAUUUUUUUCUAGAUAUACUUACUUUAGGAUUAGUAACAAAACUGAAAAAUACAAAAACCAUCGUCUCUCUCAACAUCGAAAACCGCAUACCAUGCAACCGUUUAACAAUCAGCGCUUGGGAACAAAAUAAUUCUAUAACUUUGCCCCAAGACUUGAAAGAAUUCUACGCUUCGACCGAUGGCUUUUUUUUAACAUGGAAAAGUCAAACAGAAGACUACAAAGGGGAAAGAGAUUCACUCGUUGCUAGCGGCGAAGUAAAAAUAAACUCGUUGACGUACGUUCGUAAACUUCGUUUCGGAAAUCAGCGUAAAUUCGACGAUCAUCACUUACAUUACCAUAAUCCUAGAAAACAGAAAAAAGAACGCGAACAAUUAAGAGCUAAUCAAAUGAUGGCAUUUGCGCUGAGUCAACAUAACGAUGCGGGAACUAUAUGCUUGGUUUAUCAUUUGAACGAUCAAACGGAUCACAAUUCAGCUGCGAAUAGAAAAGCGCCGAUCACGUCUUCCAUUUGGUUAUUAGACACCGGAAACAGUUGGCAUUUUUUAGCUGAUGACUUUUCAUCGUAUUUUAGAAUGAUGUUGAUUCAUUUAGGAUUGAAACAAUGGCAGUUGAAGUUCACUGACAUUGGAUUAACGACUAGUACAAAAAGAAUAAUGACCCUAUUGGCACCUCAUCUAUUAUUAGAAGAUUUUCCAAAUAAUUCUAACGACGUACCGAAAAAUAUCAUCAAUACGAGUCUCUUUAAAAUGGGAUACGGACCAUCGAGGACGAAAUCCGCCAAGGAGAAAAACGAAACGCAGACGAAAAAAAAUAGUACUUAAAAUGAGAAUUUUUUUCACGUAAAAUAUGCGAAAUUUAUUUCAUAUAAAAUAAUGAAAAUGAAUUAUACUUAAUAUAUUAAACAAUCACAACAUGAAA
Planococcus citri (citrus mealybug) is the source of this 1002-nucleotide messenger RNA. Its product is annotated as tubulin polyglutamylase complex subunit 2. NCBI's taxonomy places the organism in Eukaryota, Metazoa, Arthropoda, Insecta, Hemiptera, Pseudococcidae. The transcript is spliced from 4 exons. The record is from RefSeq and is a predicted model, not a curated record. Bases 51 to 905 code for a protein of 284 amino acids. Gene Ontology annotation, biological process: protein polyglutamylation.